Molecule: messenger RNA, 2133 nt
Organism: Thlaspi arvense
Lineage: Eukaryota; Viridiplantae; Streptophyta; Magnoliopsida; Brassicales; Brassicaceae
Source: the annotation of a GenBank genome assembly
AUUUGUCAUUUGAAAAAUUUGCGGGAGCUUGAUCUGAGUCGGAACAAAUUUAUAGGUCUACUACCUAAGUGUUUUGGCAACUUAACCCUAAUUGAAGUUCUUGAUAUCUCUUCAAACCAAUUCAAUGGGACGAUUCCAUCUCUUAUCAGCAAUCUUAUCUCUCUCAAGUACUUAUCUCUCUCGGGUAAUGAGUUUGAGGGUUUCUUCUCUUUCAAAUUAAUUGCCAACCUCUCGAAGCUCAAGGUGUUCAAACUUUCAUCAAGAUCUAGUUUGCUGCAUAUAGAAACAGAAAUCUUUGGACAACCGAGCUUUCAUUUGAGUGUUAUUGACUUGCAAUAUUGCAACUUCAGCAUGGUUCCUAGCUUUCUUUGGAGCCAGAAAGAUUUGUGUCUUAUUAAUCUCUCCAACAACAAGUUAACCGGAAUAUCUCCAUCUUGGUUUCUCAAGAACUAUCCAAAACUUCAGGUUUUGCUUUUACGGAAUAACUCUAUCACCAUCUUUCAGCUUCCAAGAUUACUUGUUCAUAGCUUGCACAUCUUAGAUGUAUCAUUCAACAAGUUUGGUGAACGGCUUCCAGAGAAUAUCAGCCAGGUGCUUCCAAAUAUAAGACACUUGAAUCUUUGGAAUAAUGGGCUUCAAGGGAAUUUGCCAUCUUCAUUUGGUGAGAUGAAAAAGCUUUACUUUUUGGACCUAUCUCAUAACAACUUAUCUGGCACUCUACCAAAGAAUUUUCGCACUGGUUGUCAUUCACUGAGUAUUUUGAAGCUUUCAUACAACAAAUUUACUGGUCAAAUUUUCUCAAAGCCAACAAAGAUGCAACUAAUGGUGUUGAUUGCGGAUAACAAUCUAUUUACAGGGAUUGCAGAUGGGUUGAGUUAUUCAAGUGGUUUAAUAUUUCUUGACUUGUCAAAUAACUCUCUACAAGGUGUCAUCCCAAGUUGGUUCGGAGGCUUUCAUUUCUUAUAUCUUUCAGUGUCAAAUAAUCUCCUAAAAGGUACAAUACCAAGCACCCUUUUUAACAUAUCCUUAAAGCUUUUGGACCUCUCUAGAAACAAGUUUUCUGGGAGCUUGCCUACCCACUUUAAUGGACGGGAUAUGGUUCUGUUGUACCUCAACAAUAAUGAGUUUAGUGGGCCGGUUCCAAGUACGUUGCUAGAAAAUGUCAUGCUACUUGAUCUGCGAAAUAACAAAUUAUCCGGGACGAUCCCACAUUUUGUUAGUAACCGGUACGUUCUUUAUCUUUUGUUGAGGGGUAACGCAUUAACGGGUCAUAUUCCUACUAGUCUUUGUGACCUGAAGAGCAUCAAGAUUUUGGAUCUUGCUAACAACAAACUGAAUGGUUCUAUACCUUCAUGUCUCAACAACGUAUCAUUUGGACGGAGUUUAGACUAUGAGAUAGAUCCUAAUCAUAGUGAUUCAUUUGGCAUUGUUAAUGGCGAUAAUGAAUUAGAGUCGUAUUCAAGAUCCUUUGUUUCUAGGUUCUUGGAUUUACCACUUGAGGUUAAUAUAGAUUACUCAGGCUAUUUGGAUUUUAAAGUGGAUUUUUCAUCAAAGAGAAGAUAUGAUUCUUACACUGGAGAAAGUUUUGACUUCAUUUUUGGGUUGGAUUUAUCAAGUAAUGAACUCAGUGGUGAAAUCCCAAGAGAGCUCGGAGAGUUUGAGAGAAUACGUGCUUUGAAUCUGUCCCACAAUUCCUUGACAGGUCAAGUACCCAAGAGCUUCUCCAAUCUAACAGAUAUAGAGAGCAUUGAUCUUUCGUUUAACGCGUUGUGUGGACCAAUACCUCCUGAUCUAACCAAGUUAGACUAUUUAGUUGUAUUCAAUGUGUCAUACAACAACCUUUCAGGCUCUAUUCCAAGUGAAGGCAAAUUUUUAAGCUUGGAUGAAACCAUUUACAUUGGUAAUCCUUUUCUUUGUGGCUCACCUGUAAAUAGAAGUUGUGAUGAUAACAACACUACCAGUUUCGAAGAAAUAGAUUCUCACGAUGGAACAUCAAUUCAUAUGGGGACCUUUUAUUGGAGCCUCACUGCCACAUACAUCGUGACAUGGAUGGGAUUUAUUUUGUUUGUUUGCUUUGACUCACCUUGGGCCGCGCAUGUAUUCCCCUUGAAUAUCAAUAGUCAGAUUGGAUAU